AUGUGGGGAAGAACUUCAAAAAGGUUAGGACUACUGAUAUUCCAGUCGUCUCAAGUGAUUCAACGACAUGGCUCAACUUCCAAGUAUCUACAAAAACUCUUAGACGGAAGCAAGAAAAAGCGAAAGAGGCCAUUUAAACUCACAGGGAAUAACAUUACAACAGCUAAGAAGUAUGUGUCUGAGGGAAGCAAACAUCGCUCUUUCCGAGUGAGUCAGGUCGUACACGGGACUGUGGUGGACAUUAUAGACAGUGGUGAUCUAGACCCAGAAAUUCCAACCCUCGGCGUCAGUAUUUCUGAUGUUGUUUGGAGUCCUGAGAUGAGUUCAAUGAACAUCUACUGGCAGACAAAAUCUGAUGACGUCGAAAAGAGAGAGGUGGUCAGAAAUCUUCUCAACUCGAAGGCAAAGAAAAUGCGAUCUUUACUAAUAGGAAGAAAAAUCUCUGGACAUAUUCCCAAUAUUCAGUUUGUGUGGGACAAAUCACAAUUAAAAACCUCCUAUCUGGAAUAUAUUGAUAAGAUGCUAUCAAUAGCAGACUAUGGUCCAGAUUAUGAACCCCAGAAAUAUCCUCAGGCUACUGCUUACCAUGGUGUACCAAUUCUGCAGGCCUCUCCCAAAAUACUGGAGAAGCUACGGGAAAUUUCGGAGGAAAGAGAUCCUGGACAAAUGAAAGAAUAUGUAGAAAAAUCAUUUCGUGAUGACAUUUAUGGUUUAGAUCACACCCUAUUAAUGGAGUCAAUUCAGGAUUCUAAACAAAAGCUUCAGGCAGGUCUGAGGAAGAGGGAGAAAAAAUCUAUGAAAGAGAGCAAAGAAAGAAUUUAUAGUGGAGAAUUACAGCAACAGGAGAAAGACAGGCGAGGAGAAUUACAGCAACAGGAGAAAGACAGACGAGACAUCUUCACUGCGUCAGCAACUGGGCUUCCUCAGAGAGUGAAUGAAAUGCAGAGAAAUUUGUCUGAUGACGUUAAGGACAAAAAUGUUGAUAGGUAUGAGGAACCAGAUUUUCUUGAAGAUGAGUGGUCAGAUGAUGAUGAUGAAGAUUUUGAUGAUGAGGAUGAUGAACUUAGUAUCACAAGGGCCAAAAGUACUAAAUGUGAAAAGGAACAAAAUAGAAACCAUCAUGAUGAAAGGAUUAAUUCUGAACUAUUAAAUAAUGAUGAAAAAGAUAAUCUACAGAUGUAUACAGAACAAAGCAAAAGUCCAAAACUCAAUAGGCUUGGUAUUCCAAAAAAAUUAGGGUCAUCAGCAAUGCACAGUCCUCUAAGAGUGAGAGACAUGCAAAGGUUUAUAACAGAUGAAAGUGUUGAUGAUAAUGGAGAUGAAAUAGAUCUGUUAGAAGAUGAAUGGUCAGAUGAUGAAAACCAGGAAAUUAUUAAAGAAAGAGAUACAAAGAGAUGAAACAAUGUACAGUGCAUGUUUUUCAUUAAAAGUACUGCACAGUGCUA
This is a messenger RNA of Saccostrea echinata, 1445 nucleotides long. Its product is annotated as putative ribosome-binding factor A, mitochondrial. The record is from RefSeq and is a predicted model, not a curated record. The coding region runs from base 1 to 1398 and encodes 465 amino acids. NCBI's taxonomy places the organism in Eukaryota, Metazoa, Mollusca, Bivalvia, Ostreida, Ostreidae. Gene Ontology annotation, biological process: rRNA processing. The transcript has 5 exons.